AUGGAGAUCAUUCCAAUGCAUUAUGGUGCUCGACUUGACAUUUACGAUGAUUAUGACGACGACGACGAGAGCAUCUUGGGUGGCAUAAGGAUGUACGCGAGCACGUCGAAAAGGGCAUUUCGAAGAUUGGUGCCAUUGAAAUUGGCGAAUGGUCGAGCGGCGACGGAAUAUGCCGGAAUGGAUCAUGACGAAUGCCUUGAACGGUGCGACAAGGAGUGCGGUGAGGAAGCGUGGCGGAUCGCUUGCUGCUCACACGUCGGACGCAUCGCCAUACUUGUCAUGUCAUUGUUGCUCGUCUACCUCAUCUACAGCGCGUUCUCGAGCACACAAGUCCACCAUUUGACGGAGGCCGUCGAGCCGAGGCAUAAUCUCAAUUUGACGAGAGCCAAUGAGAUAUUAACGGCACUUUGCGAUGCGUACGAGCGGGGCGAUAUUACGGGUGACUCGUGCAAUCGGUUGUGCUAUGAUCGCAAUUGGGUUAUACGAGAUUUCUAUGAUUCGAAUAAGGUCGCGAUAAUGAUCAAAGACGGCGGUCAAACAGCGGUAUUCAAAAGUCAAAAACCUUUCAUUGAAAUGUUUGAAGAGCCGCAUGAAGAUCUCACGAAUGAGCAGUUUUAUAACAAGGUUGUUGAUUUGGUGAAUGAUGAGCUCAUGCUCGGCUGGCCGAAGCAUUACAGUAAACAUUUACUGGAAACGGUGUGGCCGACGUUGUUGCGAACUCGAGGUCAGGCGAUGUCGAAAGCGGAUCGGCGAUCACUUUGGGCGCUUUUGCAGCAGCCCGAAUUUGUUCUGUUCCGGGUGCUACCAUUGACUAGAGUUACGCCAAAGAUUAUUGGAACUUGUGGCCAUAUGUAUCAACCAGAAUCACUUGUUGCUUUCCGUAUGAAGGGUUAUUAUACUAAUUUGAAGUCGAAAAUCUUGGUGCAUCUCAUGGGCACACUGAAAUUGCUCUAUGAGUUUCUCGAUGAGCCGCUUCAAUGGUGCGAUGUUCGGUUUGACAAUCUUGGAUUGUCGGCGGAUUAUCCGAAAAGAUUUGUGCUGAUGGAUGGCGAUAUGGUGUACACGAAAUCGCGCCUCAACUCGUUGUUCAAAAAUCGGCCGUGUCAAACGGACGCGGAUUGCAGCAUCGGUGAUUGUUCGGCGCGAUGCCAAGCCGACAUGACGUGCUCGACGCGCAACAAUGGCAAUCUCGAGGUGUUUUGCGAGAAGCUCGUCAAUAAGCUGUACAACAACAAACAUUGGAAGAACAACAAAUAUCUGGUGGCGUGUCGCGACACGGGACGAAACAUCACCCAGCGAUUGAAUGAGCUCCGGCUCGCUUGGGUUUGGAAUCUGCCCGACGUUGUCGAAUACGAUGUGAUGCCCGAAUAUGGGCCAUUCGAUGAAGAGGAGCCGCUUAUUGAGCCGGAGAAACCGCUCAAAGUCAAAACGCUUGUCACCGCUGUCGGUCUGACUGUCGUCGUGUUCACUUUGCUCAUCUCGACGGUCGCGUUCGCUUCAUUGUAUUUCCAUUUGCUGAAUCAGAACAGUUCGCGAUUGCCGAAAUGGCCGAAGCCGUCGAUCAGUCCGUUGGGAAAAUACUCGAAAGCCGGCGUUGCCGCCGAUCAUGAGAUGUGCUCGGAGAUCGGUCGAAAGAUACUGUUGUCCGGCGGAAACGCGGUCGACGCGGCGAUCGCGACGACGUUCUGCGUCGGCGUUCUCGACACCCAAUCGGCGGGCCUCGGCGGCGGCCAUUUCAUGACGAUCUACAACGCAACGACAACGACGUGCGCGGUGGUGGACGCGCGAGAAGUCGCGCCGCUAGCCGCCACCGAGAGGAUGUACGUCGGCAAAUGGAAUGAGAGUCGCGUUGGUUGGAGAGCGAUAGCGGUUCCCGGUGAGCUUCACGGCCUUCGGACGGCAUUCGACCGAUUUGGGAGCCGAGCGGUUCUCUGGGAUGCUCUUCUAAAGCCGACCAUUGAAAUUCUUGAAGAAGGGUAUCCGACCUCUCAUGCUCUGGCAAAAGCUUUAAAACAAUACGAGGAGAUUAUCAAAAAGGAGCCAACAAUGAAGCAGUUCGUGAAUCCGAAAACUGGCAAAGUCUAUAUGCCCGGAGAGCAGAUUCAAACCAGAAAAAAUCUGCUCGAGACGUUCAAACGGCUUGCCAAUUCGUCCGAUCCGAUCGCCGAAUUCUACGACGGAAAAAUGUCGCGCGAAAUGGUGGCGGAAUUCAGAAGAAAUGGCGGCAUUCUAACAUUGGACGACUUCAAAUCUUAUGCGUCCAUCGUUCACGAUUCAUCCGAGGUGAUCUACACACAAUUGAAGAAUGGAAGAAUCGCGUGCGGACCACCGCCGCCAUCCGGUUCGGCGGUGGCUCAAGCGAUUCUCAAUGUCAUGGACGGCUUCGAGUACAACAUGAAAUCGUUCGACGACAUCGCCAAUUUGUAUCAUCAUUUCAUCGAGGCGAGCAAGUUCAGCUACGCGGCGAGAAGUUGGCUCGGCGAUCCGAAAUUCGUCGCAAACGCCACUCAAAUCGCCAAAAAUAUCACGACGAAACAAUGGGCCGAGAAUGUGAGAUCAAAAAUCACCGAGACAACUCACGACGAUUCGUAUUACGGCGGCUCAUUCGAAGCGCCUCCGCAAGAUCACGGAACUGCACACAUUUCGGUCAUCGAUGCCGAUGGGAAUGCCGUCUCGAUAACGACAACAAUCAAUUUAUAUUUGGGCGCUCUCGUCACCUCGGAAUCGACGGGCAUUUUGUGGAACAAUGAAAUGGACGACUUCUCGACACCCGGCCAUCCCAACUUUUUCGGAUUCCCGCCGUCGCCGGCGAAUUUCAUUCGCCCCGGAAAACGGCCGAUGAGCAGCCAGAGUCCGAUUGUGAUUUUCGAUGAGAAGGCGAACAGCAAUGAGAUUCUCGCAGUUGGCGGCGCUGGCGGAUCGACGAUCAUUUCCGGAGUCGCAGGUGUCGCACUUCAUGCUCUCUGGCUUAAGGCCGACGUCAAGCAGGCAGUCGAUGCUCCCCGAAUGCACAACCAGCUCCAGCCAAACUACACAUGGUAUGAGCCCAACUUCCCAAAAGCCUACAUCAAGUCGUUGGAGCAGCGAGGGCAUUCGAUGCGAGCCGUUAACAAUUUGACGGUGGUAACCGCCGUUGAACGCGGAAAUGAUUUCCAAAUCUAUGCCAAUAGCGAUUUCCGGAAAGGGGAAGAAAGUGCGCCAGCUGGAUACUAA
Caenorhabditis bovis is the source of this 3213-nucleotide messenger RNA. Lineage: Eukaryota; Metazoa; Nematoda; Chromadorea; Rhabditida; Rhabditidae. The record is from the annotation of a GenBank genome assembly.